Racocetra persica is the source of this 493-nucleotide messenger RNA. The record is from the annotation of a GenBank genome assembly. Lineage: Eukaryota; Fungi; Glomeromycota; Glomeromycetes; Diversisporales; Gigasporaceae.
GGGAUCAAGUUCCAGUUGAUUUUGCACCCGAACUAAGAGGAGAACCAUCUGAAGCAGACCGUAUGCUUCUUUAUGUCAAAGACCUUCAUAAAAAGGAUGAUUCACAUGUGAUGCUUGAUUCUAUUAAAGGAGAGAAUUGGGACCAACAGAUAGACUACCUUUGCAUACGUCUUCAACUUUGUCGGUUAGAUAGGGUAAUAUUACUUCAAUAUUACUACCAGUUAGAAGAAAAGAUGGCUAUAUAUAAGUGGAACACAUAUGCUAAACAAGAGAUAAAAGAUCGGUUUACUUCUAGCAGAUAUAAAAAGGUCUUAAGAAUUGCUCGUCGGGUUUAUGCUUUUUAUCAAAUUCAUAGUGUUUAUAGUUUAUUAAUAUCUGAUUAUAUUUCUGCUUAUGCAAUAUUAGAAAUGACCAAAGAAAAUUUUGAAUCAUUAUUAGAGGAAGCAAAAAAGGGACGUGACAAGAAAUGGAACUACCAUCCAGUUCCACUUAG